Messenger RNA from Tigriopus californicus, 1184 nucleotides. Its product is annotated as tudor domain-containing protein 5-like. NCBI's taxonomy places the organism in Eukaryota, Metazoa, Arthropoda, Copepoda, Harpacticoida, Harpacticidae. The record is from RefSeq and is a predicted model, not a curated record.
CACGGAAGAAGAAAACAUCCACACACUUACUUGAUGUUCCUGAUUGCCCUGAUUAUGACGAAGAUAUUGAUGACCCAUUUGCUCCAAUCCGACCGAUCAGUUCCAACCUAAAGACCCCUUAUUCUCUCUUACAUGGUACUCAGGCUACAACCCGUUGUUCUUUGAAGGAUCGAAUUCCAAGGUUGUCCGCCAGUUCUCGAUUCAAAUGGGGCUCCAUUGUCGAUUUAAAAGUCAUCGCCAACCACAAUCCUACGUCCUUCUAUGUUCAUAUCAAAGAGUUUAGAAUCCAGGAACGCUUAGAGACUUUGGCCCGAAAGAUGGCUCACCACUACCGAAACCCAGAAUUAUUGACGAUCCACCAUGCUUUGCAACCUUUGCAACUCAUAGCAGUUUGGUCAUCUUCUUUGCGCAUUUGGCGACGAGGGGAGGUUGUCAACCGUCUGGGCAUGGAAGAGUAUGAAGUAUUCCUCAUUGACUAUGGAAUCCAUGUACUGGUAUCAACACUAGAUAUACGCCAUCUUCACAUAGCAUUCAGCCAUUUGGAAGCUCAAGCCGUGGAAUGUGCGUUGGGAGGAAUCAUCUCAUGUAGGGGAAAGUCGCAUUGGUCGAGGAUGGCCCUUAAGACUUACCGGGUACUAUGUUCACAAGGCAAAUCGAUUUUCAUUGCCAAUCGUUACGAUUGUCCAAUGAACGACGGGCUCUUGUGGCUUUUGAGAGUGGUUGCCGAGUCAUCAGAGUCGAAAAUGGGUAUCAAUGUGAAUGAUGAAUUAGUCAAAUCUGGCCACGCCUUGAGCUAUUACCCUGGAGGAUACGGCCAUUGCAAUCAAAUUCUGAUGAACCAGUUUCAAGACAAAAUUGAAGCCAAGAUCUUGGCCAUGAAAAAUGACAUUCAAGAAGGGAGAAAAGGUGAACGAAGACCCAGCAGAAAAAAGCGAACGAACGAGGUGUGUGGAAAGCCUUGAUCCUUUGAUCCUUAAUAUUGGUCAAGUUAUUUAAAGCCAGAAGUUGAGGGAUUGGAUUAAAAUGGCGCAACCAGGUGACCUGCAAGAACAAGUUUUACCUCUUUUAUUGUCAUUUGCCACGUUACGUUAUUAUUGUGUUCUCUAGCGUGUGUGGGGAAUGUGUAUGUUGCGCAUAAAAAUGCCGUUCCUAAAUCCAAUAAAGAGGAAUUUCAAGGGCCCAUC